CUGCACCUAACUCCGGUGUGGGAUUGCGCCGCCAUUUCCAUGUCGUAUGCCAUGUCGUUAGGCGUCCGUACAUGACUCUCAGCUCUCUGGCAGGGUAAAGGGAUGCCGAACAACGCAUGGUGUUAUAAAAGACCAGAGCUUAGCGACGGAAAGCCGUAGCCCUUCAUCGGCGUCCAUUCUUUUACCCAUGCGUGUCACUCUUUUUCUCCUCACUACAUACUUUACUGUGGCGUCUGCCGCUCCACUCUUUAAACCGAUCUUUGGAUCGCUGGGAGGUCUAUCUGGAUCUAACAUCAGCUCUAUUUCUCCUACGCCCGUAGCUGUGGAGACACAGUCGCUUGAUGAGCUCUACGAGCUCGCCAUUGCCGAAGGGGGCCAGCUCCUUGUCCGAGCUGGCGGCGAUACGAGUGUUCAGCAAGAUCCCUUUGUCCAAUCUUUCCAGGAAAGAUUCCCUAAUAUAAAUAUUACCAUCACGGUCGAUCUUUCCAAAUACCAGGAUGGGAUUAUUGACCGGUCCCUGAACCUCACCGGGAAAGCAGGAGUGGACGUUGCACAUCUGCAGACGUACCACGACUUCGUUCGGUGGAAGAGCGAGGGGCGACUUCUCAAAUACAAACCCGCGGGAUGGGAUCAAGUGCCAGACGACAUCAAAGAUCCUGAUGGCGCUUUCGUAGGAAUGGCUUACUACCUCUUCUCCAACACCUACGCAACGGCGAAAACCAAUGUCUCCGAUGCCCCAAAGGAAUUCCUGGACUACCUCGACCCGAAAUGGCAGAAUCGUAUUGUAAGCACGUAUCCCAAUGAUGACGACGCUGUACUAUUCGAGUUCUACAAAAUCCAACAAACCCAUGGCUGGCAGGCUAUCUACGACUUCAUCGCGCAGGGUAUCACUUGGGUUCGAGGGACCGCUACUCUGUCUACGGUCCUCCUUUCCUCCGGAACCGAAGCUGUGACAUUCACAACGACCGCGGGAUUCCCUAAUGCAAGCACCGGUAUUGUCGAGCAGCUACCCCCAGACUCGGACUCGAGCACAUCGGUCAUAUGGGCACAGCGUGCGGCGAUAUUCAAUACUGCCGAACACCCUGCCGCUGCCCAGCUUUACAUGAAUUGGUUGUUGUCGGUGGACUACCAGAGCGUACUGGCUGGUGGGGGAUGGAGCGUCAGAAGUGACGUUCCGCCCAAGGAGGGCCUCAAGCCAUUAGGGGAAUAUGGGAGUAUGCUGGAUACGAAGCUCUUCGAUGCGUGGAUGCUUGACCGUGAGCUUGUCGAGCAGUUUAGACUGCAGUUUGAGCAGCUGUUAGGCUUACCGCAAGGUCCUAGCCCGAUUGAUGCCCCAAUGGAAUUAAUGAGGAGGAUUGGAGUGUAUCGGUGAUCUGUGUGUUUGUUAUAUGGAAUAUCUAUAGACAUUCCGAGCAGCGCAUCAUAAACGUCCGAUGAGCUUUACCGAAAUUCGCCCCGCUUCGUUUCGUAUACAAUAAUUCUUACUAUGGCUUCCACAGAGCUAGCAUCAUAAUGACCAAUUGCC
Molecule: messenger RNA, 1525 nt
Organism: Guyanagaster necrorhizus
Lineage: Eukaryota; Fungi; Basidiomycota; Agaricomycetes; Agaricales; Physalacriaceae
Product: ABC-type Fe3+ transport system, periplasmic component
Exons: 6
Coding region: 188-1372 (394 amino acids)
Biological process (GO): transport
Source: RefSeq, a predicted model, not a curated record